This is a messenger RNA of Priapulus caudatus, 747 nucleotides long. RefSeq names its product protein pitchfork-like. Gene Ontology annotation, cellular component: ciliary basal body. The coding region runs from base 1 to 747 and encodes 248 amino acids. The transcript is spliced from 8 exons. Gene Ontology annotation, biological process: regulation of cell projection organization. Gene Ontology annotation, molecular function: cytoskeletal protein binding. The record is from RefSeq and is a predicted model, not a curated record. Lineage: Eukaryota; Metazoa; Priapulida; Priapulimorpha; Priapulimorphida; Priapulidae.
AUGGUAGAAUUUUCGUUUGGCACAACAUUAGAUAGGCAACUACUGCCAACGAAAUUGCCACCAACAAAAGCUGGUAUCUUCUUGGAUCUUCGCGGGGAACCGAAUAGAGGACCCGGUAGCUACAAUAACCACGUGGUCAGCUCGUUUGUAUACGAGGCAGAUAAACACAUCACUAGUAAGAAGGGCUACUCAUUGGCUGCUCGUACUGGACCACGACUUGCGAUAAACUGCAAAGAGUUGCCGUCUCCGUCGCCAUGCUUGUAUCAGAAGGACCGCACCGAGGUUAUCAAGAGCCAGCCAGCGAAGAAACCCUUCCUGUCCGGAUCGUCGAGGUUUCCUUUGGUGCGCUCACAUUCACUGCCGGGGCCGGGAACGUACGAGCACGAAGUUAGGCAGAACCGUAGGCUGAGUUUCCAUGGAUCGUUCACAGGACAGCAGACUCUCAGAGCCACAGUCUUAAUCAAGUGUACCACCAACAACGACGAUAAGUGUGACGUCUGCAGAGCAAGGCCCGUGGGAGACUACUACUGCUACAGGAGAGAGGUCCUGUGUAGACAGUGCUUUGAAUUUCACUUGAGAUACGGAGAGAGAUACGCGGGGAGCCACCUGCAGGCAUUCAAGAAAGUACGCGACUGCCGCUUCAUGCACGAUCACCAGGGAACGUCGGCUGCUAUCAAACUACUCACAGCCCGUGAAUUGAAGAAGCAGAAUCUACGGGAGGCAUAUCUCAGUCUAUAUCACUGUUAA